Messenger RNA from Paecilomyces variotii, 1251 nucleotides. RefSeq names its product calcium/calmodulin-dependent protein kinase. Bases 1 to 1251 code for a protein of 416 amino acids. The transcript is spliced from 5 exons. NCBI's taxonomy places the organism in Eukaryota, Fungi, Ascomycota, Eurotiomycetes, Eurotiales, Thermoascaceae. Gene Ontology annotation, molecular function: ATP binding; calcium/calmodulin-dependent protein kinase activity. Gene Ontology annotation, biological process: protein phosphorylation; cellular response to oxidative stress. The record is from RefSeq and is a predicted model, not a curated record.
AUGAGCUUCACGACUAUGCUCCAUAAGUUCCAGGGGCAGCCUGAGAGUUACGAGAAGAAAGCACUCUACCGCUUCGGGAGGACACUGGGCGCGGGUACAUAUGGCAUUGUCCGUGAAGCAGACAGCAGUUCGGGAAAGGUGGCCAUCAAGAUCAUCCUCAAGAAGAAUGUGAAGGGCAAUGAGCAAAUGGUCUACGACGAACUGGAGAUGUUGCAGGCGCUGGACCACCCACACAUUGUCCACUUCGUCGACUGGUUCGAGUCGAGGGACAAAUAUUAUAUCGUCACCCAGCUGGCAACCGGAGGUGAACUGUUCGACAGAAUCUGCGAAUACGGUAAAUUCACGGAGAAGGAUGCUUCACAAACCAUCAGACAGGUGCUAGACGCCGUCAACUAUCUGCACGAGCGGAAUAUUGUCCACCGAGACUUGAAACCGGAGAAUCUCCUUUACCUCACAUCAGCACCUGAUUCCCCAUUGGUGUUGGCUGACUUUGGUAUCGCUAAGAUGUUGGAUAGCCCGGAGGAGGUGCUGACCAGCAUGGCUGGAUCAUUCGGCUAUGCUGCACCGGAGGUUAUGAUGAAGCAGGGCCACGGAAAGGCAGUGGACAUGUGGUCCCUGGGCGUCAUCACCUAUACUCUGCUCUGCGGUUACUCGCCCUUCCGGUCAGAGAACCUGACGGACUUGAUCGAAGAGUGUCGGAGUGGACGCAUUAUUUUCCAUGAUCGCUAUUGGCGCGACGUCUCUCAGGAUGCCAAGGACUUUAUUCUGACUCUGUUGCAGCCUGAUCAGACCAAGCGUCCCACGUCCGAGGAGGCUCUUCGACACCCCUGGCUCAAGGGAGAGACCGCCAGUGACCACAACCUGUUGCCUGAGAUCAAGGCCUACAUGGCUAAGGCCCGACUGAGGCGCGGUAUUGAGAUCAUCAAGCUUGCAAACCGUAUCGAGGCCCUCAAGAUGCAGGAAGACGAUGAGGACAUCCCUAACCCCGGCGAAGUGUCAGGCGAGAAGGGCCACUCCCGCAAGGCCUCCGGAACCACCGCCUUCCCGCGCUUGCCGGGCUCUGAGAAAGAGCUAACCGUCGCGGAGACGGAGACGUCGGAAGGGACCACGAAGAAGCGAAGUUUGAGCCAUAUCGCUCGUGGUGCGAUCUUCCGGGAGGUGGUUCUUGCGAAGGUCCGCGAGAUGAAGGACCAGGAAGAGCGCGAGAAGGUGGAACGGGAGGCCCUGGAGAAGGCCAGCCAUCAGACAUAA